Mandrillus leucophaeus (drill) is the source of this 1609-nucleotide messenger RNA. It is a transcript of the gene TRH, whose product is annotated as thyrotropin-releasing hormone. Gene Ontology annotation, molecular function: thyrotropin-releasing hormone activity. Bases 562 to 1266 code for a protein of 234 amino acids. NCBI's taxonomy places the organism in Eukaryota, Metazoa, Chordata, Mammalia, Primates, Cercopithecidae. The transcript has 3 exons. Gene Ontology annotation, cellular component: extracellular region. The record is from RefSeq and is a predicted model, not a curated record. Gene Ontology annotation, biological process: hormone-mediated signaling pathway.
GCCCUUCUCUCGCCCAUCUGUGUUCUGCAUUGGUUCUGCGGCCGUGUCCCUUUUGUGUGUGUCUGCCCUGUGUUUCUCCGUCGUCUCCGUGUGGAUCUCGGUUUUUGUCUCGCCCUCUCGCUCUCUCGUGCGUCUGGGUUUAAUCGUGUGCUUCUCUCAAUCUCUCUGUCCCUCCCUUUGCCCCCUACACGAGUGUUCUCGUCAACAGAUCUCCGGAGGUGAUGCAGAAACGACCCCGCGCCGGCGCCCCAUCCUGCGGCCAGUGUCUCCGCGCCCUGGCUCGCGUCCCCACCGUCCCCGCCCCAGAUUUCCGGAGGAGCAGUCGGGCGGGGUCCCGCGGGGCCAGCUGCCGUCAGCGCCCCUUCCCGGCGGCCGCGACCCCUCCCCGCUGACCUCACCGGAGCCGCCGCCUCGCGCAGAUAAAAGCGGCGGCCCAGCUGAAGAGCGCUCGGCAGGCGCCCGGGGUCCUCAGCGCUACGGACUCCUGACCUGCCGACUGCGGACCCCAAGUCCCCGGAUCCUGGACCCAUCCUGUGGAGCCCACGCCUGGCAGACGCCGCGAUGCCCGGCCCUUGGUUGCUGCUCGCCCUGGCUUUGACCCUGAACCUGACCGGUGUCCCUGGGGGCCGUGCUCAGCCAGAGGCGGCCCAGCAGGAGGCAGUGACAGCCGCGGAGCGUCCGGGCCUGGAUGACCUCCUGCGCCAGGUGGAGCGCGUCCUCUUCCUCCGGGAAAACAUCCAGCGGCUGCAAGGGGACCAGGGUGAGCACUCCGCGUCCCAGAUCCUUCAAUCUGACUGGCUCUCCAAACGUCAGCAUCCAGGCAAAAGAGAGGAUGAGGAGGAAGAGGGAGUUGAAGAAGAGGAAGAGGAAGAAGCGGGGGCUGUGGGACCCCACAAACGGCAGCACCCUGGCCGACGGGAAGAUGAGGCUUCAUGGUCAGUCGAUGUAACCCAGCACAAGCGGCAGCAUCCUGGCCGGCGCUCCCCCUGGCUUGGGUAUGCUGUCACAAAGCGGCAGCACCCAGGCAGAAGGCUGGCAGAUCCCAAGGCUCAAAGGAGCUGGGAAGAAGAGGAGGAGGAGGAAGAGAGAGAGGAAGAGCUGAUGCCUGAGAAACGCCAGCAUCCGGGCAAGAGGGCCCUGGGAGGACCCUGUGGGCCCCAGGGAGCCUGUGGUCAGGCGGGCCUCCUGCUGGGGCUCCUGGAUGACCUGAGUAGGAACCAGGGAGCUGAGGAAAAGCGGCAGCACCCUGGCCGGCGGGCUGCCUAGGUCAGGGAGCCCCUGGAGGAGUGAACCCAGUUUCCCCUGAAGUCGAGUUUGUGGUCUAAGGAUGUCUUGAGCCCUGUGUGCCCCACCAUUCAUGACCUCUGCAUUUUCUCAUUAGAUCCCUGACCAUAAGCCUGAGCCCCUCCCUCCCCGCCCCAUAUUCACACACACCCUAGCCCCUGGCCUUGCCCUCUUCCUUUAGGCACGUCAGAAAAUCAGCCUAGAAGUUUAAACCCCACUUUCCCCCACUUAGCACCACAGGCAAAGGGGCAGAUCCCAGAACCCCUGUCACCCCCACCUCCACAGGUCUGCUCCUUCCUUAACCCUGGCUAAGAGGGUCCUUCUG